This is a messenger RNA of Cucumis sativus (cucumber), 2253 nucleotides long. Its product is annotated as alanine aminotransferase 1, mitochondrial. Bases 482 to 1948 code for a protein of 488 amino acids. NCBI's taxonomy places the organism in Eukaryota, Viridiplantae, Streptophyta, Magnoliopsida, Cucurbitales, Cucurbitaceae. The record is from RefSeq and is a predicted model, not a curated record. The transcript is spliced from 15 exons. Gene Ontology annotation, molecular function: pyridoxal phosphate binding; L-alanine:2-oxoglutarate transaminase activity. Gene Ontology annotation, biological process: biosynthetic process.
CUAAUUUAACGAUUUUUUAUGGUCGAAUUUUAUUUGAGAAAACAAAGAGGAAAAACGAAAAAAACGAAAAACCGCCGUUCGCUUCGCGCGUCAGUUGAUGUUAGAGAAAUGGAAAACUGCCAUUACAAAAUCGAGAUUCUAAAAUCAGAGCGAAGGCGUGUGGUAUGGAAGAAACUGGAAUGGGUAUCAAUGGCGGAAUGGAAGAGGAGAAUGAUGAGAAGAAGAACCGUUGCUUUUCCAUCUGGGAAUUAGAUGCAAUCUCUAAGUUAACGUUGCAAUCCAUGUGCGGCUCAAACACGACUUCGUCAGCUUCGACAGUGACAAAAGCAUACGCGUGUACCUAUGGAGGAACCUUCCUUUUCAUCCGUCUUAAUAAAUUUCGACGCGGAAGUUCGAGCUCUGCUAUUUCCAACCAUUUUUGUCCUCUCUCUUCACCGGCUACACCACCAACUCUUCAUACGUUUCUUCUUCAGUCUUGCUCAUGGCACCUACUUCCGAUGAUGCUCUUCCGAUUUCCAUUCACAACAUCAACCCGAAGGUUCUGAAAUGUGAGUAUGCUGUCCGUGGUGAGAUUGUCGCCCUUGCUCAGACACUACAAGAAGAGCUACUGACUAAUCCAGGCUCACGUCCUUUUGAAGAGAUACUAUACUGCAAUAUAGGAAAUCCUCAGUCACUUGGUCAGCAGCCGAUAACAUUUUUCCGCGAGGUUCUUGCGUUGUGUGACUAUCCAUCUAUUCUGGAAAGAAAGGAAGUAGAGGGUUUGUUCAGUGAAGAUGCUAUUAAGCGAGCUUCACAAAUUCUAAAACAAAUUCCUGGGAAAGCUACUGGUGCUUACAGCCACAGUCAGGGAAUUAAGGGGCUACGUGAUGCGAUUGCUGAAGGAAUUAAUGCCCGUGAUGGUUUUCCUGCAAAUCCUAAUCAUAUAUUUUUAACAGAUGGUGCAAGCCCAGCAGUCCAUAUGAUGAUGCAAUUGUUGAUAAGUUCAGAGAAAGAUGGAAUACUCUGCCCCAUUCCUCAAUACCCUCUGUACUCUGCUUCUAUAGCUCUUCAUGGCGGUACUCUUGUUCCUUACUAUCUUGAUGAAGCAUCGGGGUGGGGAUUGGAAACUUCUGAGCUGACGAAGCAAUUGGAGUCUGCCAAGUUUAAGGGUAUUUCAGUUAGGGCAUUGGUGGUUAUAAAUCCCGGCAAUCCUACUGGGCAGGUUCUCACUAAGGAAAACCAAGAGCAAAUAGUCCAGUUCUGCAAGCAAGAGGGCCUUGUUCUUUUGGCAGAUGAGGUAUAUCAGGAAAAUAUCUACGUUCCAGACAAGAAGUUCCACUCUUUUAAGAAGAUUGCACGCACCAUGGGUUAUGGUGAAAAGGACAUCUCCUUAGUAUCAUUCCAAUCUGUCUCAAAAGGAUACUAUGGUGAGUGUGGAAAACGGGGAGGUUACAUGGAGAUUACUGGGUUUAGUGCUGAUGUGAGGGAACAGAUAUACAAAGUGGCAUCUGUUAAUCUUUGUUCUAAUAUUACCGGCCAGAUUCUUGCUAGCCUUGUAAUGAAUCCACCAAAGGAUGGGGAUCUCAUCUAUAAAUCGUAUUGUGCAGAGAGAGAUGGAAUCCUCUCAUCUUUGGCAAGGCGUGCAAAGAUGUUAGAAGCUGCACUCAACAGUUUAGAAAAUGUAACGUGCAAUAAAGCAGAAGGCGCAAUGUACCUAUUCCCAUGUAUUAAGCUGCCUGUAAAGGCAAUCAAAGCAGCAGAAGCAGCAAACACGGUCCCUGAUACAUUCUAUUGCCGCCAACUUCUCAAUGCCACUGGAAUAGUUGUCGUCCCUGGUUCCGGCUUUGGUCAGGUCCCAGGUACAUGGCACUUCAGGUGUACAAUACUACCCCAAGAGGACAAGAUCCCAGCUGUCAUCUCUCGCCUGACCGACUUCCAUAAAGCAUUCAUGAACGAAUAUCGCGACUGAGUUUCAAGACUUUCUGAAGCUCUAGGAACUCCUCCUGCGUAUCAAAGGUGCAAUCAAUUUUCCUUACUUGGCAACUAAGAUAUGUGUGUUAUGUUUUUUUGGGUUAAUGAAUAAUGUGAGGUUAGUUACCUAAACAGACAGUCUUUUUGUGCCCCAAAUUUUGAUUGUUCAGCUAAUCAUCUUAUCUUUAAAAGAAAAUAAAAACAACAAAGCUGUUACAACCUACAGGCUAAUUGUAAGGAAAGCGCACAAUGGGAAUCUCUACAUUGAGAUGAUCCCUCGAAAUCAGACUUUGCAAUUACUCA